Pyrenophora tritici-repentis Pt-1C-BFP is the source of this 462-nucleotide messenger RNA. RefSeq lists its product as uncharacterized. Lineage: Eukaryota; Fungi; Ascomycota; Dothideomycetes; Pleosporales; Pleosporaceae. The record is from RefSeq and is a predicted model, not a curated record.
AUGAAGGGAUUCGUUGAGCGAGAAAAGGUCAGGCAAGCUGAGCAGGAAGAGCAAGCGAAAGAAGCUAGAGAAAAACUUGAGAACCUCUACUCCUCAGAAUACAUCGAUAUAUACACGUCACAACCGGACCAAGACCUCGACGAUACCGAAUGGGAUGACGGAGUGGGAACCCUCCGGCUCGGCAAGCGUCUCCCACAAUACAACUUCGGCAUAGGCAAAGGAAUGAUGGGAGCAGUACUCGACAUCUUCGGCGGGCCCGAAGAAGCCACUGCUAUCAAUAUGAAAAGACCAAAGUACGCGUCUCUUGAUGCUGUUAAGGUAUCCUUCUACGACGACGGAGAGGCAGAGAAGUUUACCACGAAGCUCACCUUCCUUAGGAAUGGUCUGUUGGAGUUGGUUAUUUCAAACAGACAGAUGCGAUCAACGGUGUCUACUUCGUCGGCAUACACGACCAAGAUAUGA